Molecule: messenger RNA, 810 nt
Organism: Trypanosoma cruzi
Lineage: Eukaryota; Euglenozoa; Kinetoplastea; Trypanosomatida; Trypanosomatidae
Product: mucin-associated surface protein (MASP), putative
Exons: 1
Coding region: 1-810 (269 amino acids)
Source: RefSeq, a predicted model, not a curated record
AUGGCGAUGAUGAUGGCUGGCCGUGUGCUGCUGGUGUGUGCCCUCUGCGUGCUGUGGUGCGGUGCCUGCGGUGGCUACGCGUGGGAUUUUAAUGAUACGUUGAAUAAAUAUUAUUACGGAGCAAACGGCACGUACUGCAGGCUCAACAGCAACUUCUCUUUUUGCAACAAAAAAGGAGAUCCAAGUAAAGGCGAAGAAGCCGCCUCACAUAAGAGUAACGCUCAGAGCGGGACUGGGAGUGACCAAUCAAAUGCCGAUGGUUCCUCUGGGGGGCAGGGUCGCGGUUCGGAGGGAAAUGAUUUUCGUGGACCGGGAGGAGACUCCGGUACAAAAGAAUUAAAAAAUUCUGUAGGGGGAGAAACAACGCCAACACAACAAUCACCAUCAGCAACACAACCAUCAACGGUAUCGGAAGAUUUGCCGAAGCCAGCGGCACCGGGUGGACCAGAAGCCCCCGGCACGACGACAGAACUACAACCACCGCCGCAGUCACCGUUGCCGGCGGGAGGAACACCAACACCAACAACAGCAACACCGACUGCCGAUGGUUCUUCUGGGGGGCGGGACAACAGUUCGGAGAAAAAUGGUUCGGAUGAAUCGGAAGAAACAGACGAAGGCCCACAGGAGUCACAACCGCCGAAUGCGAACGUAACAGAAACACCAACACCAGCAACAGUCACCGCCGCUCAAACAAGUGCCACGAGGACGCCUGACGAGAGUGACGGCAGCACCGCGGCCUCCCACACCACCUCCCCUCUUCUGCUUUUUCUUGUUGCGUGUGCGGCUGCUGCUGCGGUGGUGGCCGCGUGA